This is a messenger RNA of Dicentrarchus labrax (European seabass), 6810 nucleotides long. RefSeq names its product PR domain containing 11 (gene prdm11). Gene Ontology annotation, molecular function: protein binding. The record is from RefSeq and is a predicted model, not a curated record. The coding region runs from base 11 to 3460 and encodes 1149 amino acids. The transcript is spliced from 7 exons. Lineage: Eukaryota; Metazoa; Chordata; Actinopteri; Moronidae.
UCCGUUCUCCAUGUCAUUUCCUGUGAUAAAAAAUGGUGGUCAAAGCUCGGGGAGGCGACCGAGUCGCUGCAAAAAAUUAACGGGAAAAACUUUAACAUCGAGCGGGCGGCGGCGGAGCCAGCGGCCGGGGGCGGGUCGGUGCUCGGCGGCCGGGCAGCGGCCGGAGAGUCCAGCUUCAAGCCGGGAGAGAGGCUCCGUGUCCCCGCUGUGCUCACGAGGCUGUGAAGACGUGCUGAGUUUCUACCAACAUGGUUCCACCAUGAGCGAGUUGUUGGACCACUGGUUCUGCGAGGAGUGCCAGGACUAUUUCCAGAAGGAGUGUCCGUCCCACGGGCCCCCGCUGUUCGUCCCUGAUACACCUGCGGCGCCAGGGUCGGCCAACAGGGCGGCGCUCACCGUCCCGUCCGGCUUGGAGGUGUUUGCUGAGGGAGACAAGGUUGAUGUUCGCUGCGUGGAUCCAAACAUCCCCAGGGGGGCAUUGUUCGGUCCGUAUGAGGGAGAUCUGGUCUCCAAGGACAAAUCCUCCGGUUUCUUCUCUUGGAUCAUUGUUGAUUCUAACAACGCGUAUCAGUCCAUCGAUGGCAGCGAUGAGACCAAAGCCAACUGGAUGAGGUUCGUCCGAACCUCGUCAGAGGAGAGCGACAGGAACUUGACGGCGUUCCAACACCACAAAAACAUCUACUUCAGAGUGUGUCGGCCUCUGGCGGUGGGAGAGAAACUGCGGGUUUGGUACAGCGACGACUACAUCCAGCGACUCCACUGCGUCUCUCAGGAGAGCAUCGACCGCAACCUGGACACAGAUACUGGGAAGCCGAAAGUCCUUCCCAACAUUCAGAAGGACUUUAAAUCUCCGUGUCUGCAGUCGGCUCUGCAGGGCAGCAAACAACCCAGCGAAGAGCCAGACGACCAGCCUCCUGCCAAGAGGAAGAAGAUCGACCUCAUCUUCAAAGACGUCCUGGAGGCUUCUCUAGAGGACUCCAGCAAGUCCAGGUCCCAGUCUUCCCUCCACAGUGAGUGUAAAACAGCGGUGCUUGGGCCGGGGGCUGAAAGCAGCUUUAACGUUCCUAACCUAAAGGUGGAGGAGAAAGAGGAGGAGAACCAGAGCAGCGAGGAGCCCUCAACCUCCUUCUGCCCCAACUGUGUCAAACUGAAGAGGAGGAUCCUGGAGCUGGAGGAGGAGCUGUCCCGUCUCAGAGGAGAACAGGGGGACGUGGUCGGUGCACCAAUGUCUGAACAGAAUCUGCCCCAGCAUGAUCAGGCCGGACCGCCCCACCCGGAGCAAGGCCCCAUCGAAGACUUUCAAGGGAUGGAGCCUCUGACUCCGACUCAGGUGGUUCUGGAUGAAGAUGACCAGGACGUGGACUCAGCCGAUGAAUCAAUUGCUGCAGAUCUUGUGAUUUCUCCAGAAGAUCCUUCGAAGCUUUCCUCUGGAGGAGGCAGACGGAUUCGCCGCUUCAAGCAGGAGUGGCUGAAAAAGUUCUGGUUUCUUCGCUACUCGCCGACCCUCAACGAGAUGUGGUGCCACGUCUGCCGCCAGUACACCGUCCAGUCAUCUCGAACGUCUGCCUUCAUCAUCGGCUCAAAGCAGUUUAAGAUCCACACCAUCAAGCUGCAUAGCCAAAGCAACCUCCAUAAGAAGUGUCUGCAGCUGUAUAAGCUGCGCAUGCAUCCAGAAAAGACAGAGGAGAUGUGCAAGAACAUGAUGUUGCUGUUCAACGCAGCAUACCACUUGGCCCUGGAGGGAAGGCCCUUCUCUGACCUCCGUCCACUGGCAGAGCUUCUGAAGAGGUGUGAACUCAAAGUGGUGGACCAGUACAUGAAUGAAGGAGACGGUCAGAUCCUCAUCCACCACAUUGCCCGGGCUUUAAAAGAAGAUCUGGCUGAGAAGAUGCGCCUUUCUCCCUUCCUAAGUGUCAUAAUGGACGCCCAAAAUGAUGACCUUUUCUCAGACAUGGUGGCGGUCUAUGUCCAGUUUAUUACCAAUGAGGGCUCUCCGAACACAGAGUUCCUGUCAUUGCAGAGACUGAGCAUGGCCAGUGUGGAUGGAUACCUCCAGGCUAUGGAUCGUGCCUUUGGUGUCCUAGGCCUCAGGUUUCAGGACUUGCUGGUGGUGGGUCUUGGGGUAGAUGGCACCAACAUGUCUUCAGGAAUGAGAGCCAACCUGUACAUAGCUGUACAAAAGACUUUCCCUUGGAUCCUCUGCCUUCCUAUUAUGAUCCAUCGGCCCCAUCUGGAGGUGCUGGAUGGCAUCAGUGGGAAGGAGCUCUCCUGCCUGGAGGAUCUGGAGAACAACCUUAAGCAGCUACUCAGUUUCUACCGCUAUUCGCCUCGCAUGAUGGCCGAACUGCGAUCCACUGCUCCAACACUGUCAGAGGAGACAGAGUUCCUGGGAGACAUUAGAGCAAUUAGAUGGAUCAUAGGAGAACCAAAUGUCCUUAACGCGCUAAUCAAAGAUUACCUGGAGGUAGUUGCCCAUCUUAAGGAGAUCAGCAGCCAGACGCAGAGGGCUGACGCUGCAGCCAUCGCACUUACCCUCCUCCAGUUCCUUAUGGACUAUCAGUCAGUGAAGCUCAUCUACUUCCUUCUGGACAUCAUAGCCGUUCUCUCACGAUUAGCCUUCACUUUUCAGGGAGAGUACCUGCUGGUGUCACAAGUGGAAGCCAAGAUAGAGGAGGCCAUUCUGGAGAUUGGCCAGUUGGUGGACUGUCCCGGAGAGUAUCUGCAGGAGUUUGAGGAAAAUUUUCGUGAAAGUUUCAACGGUGUUGCUCUGAAGAACCUCCGUGUGGCGGAGUCCAAGUUCCAGUCCAUCCGAGAAAAGAUCUGCAACAGGAGCCAGGGCAUCCUGUCUCAGAGGCUGGACCUGCAGAGUCGUUCAUUUGCCAAAGCCUGCAAAGUCCUGGACCUGUCCACCUGGCCCCACAACCGGGAGGACCUACAAGCUUAUGGGGAGGAAGAAAUCCAGAUGAUUUUCAAUCACUUGGAGUCCAUUCCGUCUGUGGGUCAGGAAGGCUCCCAUGCCAGGACAGAAGCCAGGGGCAGCCUUGUGGUUGAAUGGAAGGACCUGAAAGAGGACUAUUGCAGUAUGAAUGGUUUUAAAGAGGUCAUUGGUCACAUCUGUAGGUACAAGCAGCGUUUUCCUCUGCUGAAUCGGAUUGUGCAGGUUGUCAGGGUCCAGCCCAGUUCCACAACCUGCUGCGAUAAAGGCAGAGUAUCUCUACAGAAAAUGUGUAAGAACAAUCGUUCCCGGCUGACUCUGGAGCAGAUGAAUGACCUGCUGACUGUGGCAGUUAAUGGACCGCCCAUCUCUAACUUUGAUGGGAAGCGAGCGUUGGACAGCUGGUUUGAGGAGAAGUCUGGCAGCAGUUACUCUCUGUCAGCUGAGGUGUUGAACAGGAUGUCAGAUCAAAAGUCUGUCUUGCACAGCGUUGACGUCAAUACAGAGUUCUACCCUGACAUCUAACAGGCAAACCCAGUGGUGUAGUACUAAUGUAAUAAUAUUACAACACCAGGCCACAAUAACAAAAAGAGUCAGCAGUGCUCCUCAACACCAGUGAUUCCCAGCCAGGAGUUCUUGUACACCAGGAGCAACUGCAGUUACCUGAGGGUACAUGAAAAGAUUGUAAAGCUCAGCUAAUUUGAAACAUAGUAAUUAUGACUGAAUCUUUAGUAUAGUUAUAGUAACAAUAACUGAGAGGGACCUGGAUGCAGACAUUGGUGGACCUCCAGAAGAGCAUGCGUAAACGGUACCUCCGUUACCUCAGUUUAGCAGUCGUGACAGCAGACAUACUGACCACUGUACCCGGACUGGGAGACCUGAGCACUGGGGCAGUGUCGGUGUUGCUAGCAAAGUAGCUUUAGCUGCAGAGCUAACUCAGCUUACAGCAGCUAAAGUUAGCAGUAGUUAGCGUUUAGUGUUACUUUAGCAAUAAGUAAAGCUAUCUGACCAUCAGGAAACUCCAUAUAGAGUUGAGGCAGAGCAGCCAGAGGACAUAAGAGGAAUAUUUUCUGCAUAAAAUACGAUCCAAUUUCACCAAAUUUAGUAAAUUAAGUUGUUGUGUUUUGGUUUACACUAAGGUAACAGAGAUUGCACAUGCUCUUGCAGAGGUGGAAGUCAACAGUUUUUUUCUGCAGCUAUGUACUCUUGGUAGCCUGACUGCACAAGACACACCUCAGUUUUCCACCAACCUGAGUCAUUGUACCUUUAUUAAGACUGCUUAGAAAAAAAGACAACAGAAAGCUAAAAGUAUAGAUGCUCUAAAUUGUUGAAAUAUCCAGUUUCUGUGAUUCUAAAUGGCACUACGACAGGCAAACUUUACAAAAUAAAAGAAACAGACCAAGCAUAAAGAUAAACACUGACUGUAUGUGUUGGUUCACACACAGCAGUGAUUUCUUUACAGUGACACUAUUGAACAAAACCAUGAAGGUUGAUAACCCAUCUCAUAGGACUGUAGGGAUAACCGCUGUUCUACACCACUGGGCGAACCUCUUUCCUCAAUAUCUUCAGCUGGAUGGAUGGAUUACAAACAGGCCUUAGGCUGGGCUUCACUCGCAAAUGUCACUAAAAGAGACACAAAACAGCAAAAGAAAUUUAAAAAUAAAUGCAAAGCGAUUCAAAACAGCUGCAGAGAGACACAAAAUGACUACAAAGAGACACAAAACAACAACAAAGAGAUACAAAACGACCAAGUGACUCAAAACAACAACGGACAACAAAACAAACAACAAAAGAACAAAAUGGGCACAAAGAGACACCAAAUGAGUACAAACAGACAGACAACCAUAGAGACAUAAAAAAGAUACAAAGAGACGCAAACCAACCACCAACUGCAAACUACUAAGCAGCUGUGUGGUGGUUAUGUGUGUGUCCCAGGGACCCACUGUCUCAUAAUCCGUCCAUGUUCAGCUGGAUAUUGUGCUGAAAUCUUCCUCCUCUGGCUGACUGACGUCUUUCACUGAUGAGCAUUGUCCAACGGAGUGCUACUGAGUGGCCCCACACUUGUUAUACAUAAUAAUAAAGCACUUGUUGCCAGAAUAAAAGUCAGUUAUUCGCUGGGAACAAUCAAUUAGUGUCAAACUAAAUGUCUGUGCUAUGAGCCGCUCUCUGCUUCUUCAGCUUAUUUGCCAAUGGGAUAUUCAGUCAUGUAGUGCCUGGAAUAAAUAAGCUUGAGUGUGAGGAUGUAUAAAGGCUUUAUAUUUCUAUUAGAAACGCAGACGACCCUGCUCCACACUGUAUAUAGUGUAUAAACUGUAUAUGUUGUAAAUGCUUUUAAGCCUGUUUUUAAGGAGAGUAUUUUUCUCUUGAAUUUGAUGAUUGUGCCAUAAUGAUCGACUGCAAGAACCGAAAGAAAAAGGUGCUAUCCUGCUAUGCCAUACUGUAUUUGGCCAUAUUUGUUUAGAUGUUUACUGCUGCAAAUGAUAUAUCUGAAAUAUGUUAUUUUUCACUGACGCAUCAGCUUCAUGUUUGGGUGUUUGUAGCAGAGUAACUUCAGUCUUGGCCAAAGCUCAGGCUUAAAAUAAGUCAAAUAAGGUUCAAAAACUGCAUGAUGAUAGUUUUUACUGCACAUUUAAGUCGUAUUUUAUCAUUAUUAUUAUUAUUAGUAGUAAAAUGUUUAAGGCUGAAAUAAAUAUAAAAUGGUGGGGAUGCAAUGAGCUGAGACAGGAUGACCUCAGCAGGCAGAUGGUCACUUUUGCUGGUUUACUUUCUUUUUUUAACACAUUUUUUGGGAAAAUGUGUUUUGUCUUAAGUUAAAGGAACAGUUUGACAUUUUGGGAAAUAUGCAAAUAUUUCCUUUUCCCAAUCUUAUGCCUGUAAUUAAUGUGCAUUAUGUCAUAUUAUUAUAGCAUUAUAUAGUAUUUAUAAUAUACAAAUAAUAUCAUAUCAUAUAUAUAUUAUACAUUAUGUUUCUGAAAAACUGUUAACGUCAGGAACCGUUUUUGACAGCAACAAUAAAAUAAACUUUGGAGUUCAAAUUGAACGCAUCAUUUUUUUAUAUCUGGUUUCGCUUCCAAUAGCUAACAAAGCAAAAGAAGCUAAUUUAGGCUGUUUAAAUAUUGCGACUAAAAGAAUACCAAUGGGGUUAGCCAUCUUGGAAUAAGUCGGAAAAACAGGAAUUUCCCUGCCCCUCCCAUUCUGAUGACAUAGAGCAGGGAGGUGAAUAGCUUAGCUUAGCAUAAAGACUGAAAGCAGGGAGAAUCAGCUAGCCUGGCUCUGCCCAAAGCUAAAAAAUAUGCCACCCAACAUCUCUAAAUAUCUGUAGUGUGUUGAUUUAUCUUUAUGCUAAGCUAAGCUAAUCUCCUCCUUCACAAGAAAGUGAAUAUUGUCCUCAAAUGUCAAACUGUCUCUUAAUGUUUGCUGUAUGAUUAGCUCCUCUCAUUUCACCCAGAGAUGAACCCUUUGUUUUUACAUAUUGUGCAUGUCUGUAUCGUAUGCAUGUCGUUAUUAUUACUGUAUAAAACUGAUUUUAAGAGCCUAAUGUUUGUAUGCAGGAUGAGACAAAAGACUGAAGUUUGAUCAUUUCAAUCCAAAAGCAUUUGACUUAUGAAUGCCAAUACUUUGUGCUAGCCGUAUGGUGUAGGUGUUAUACCGGCUGGUCAUCUUUAUACCGACGUUUGGCUGAUUGUAAUCUGACUCCAGAGCUGAUCGGAGUCGACUUUACGUUGUUGGAUGUUUGCUGAACUGUGAGAUUUUUCACUGCUGGAGUUGAAUUUUGGUUUCAGACGAACCAGAACGAACAUUUGUGGUGACUUUAUUUCUCUGUAAACUGUUUUUAUUUCUGUUUCAAAAGCUUUAAAAAUACACUUUAAAAGACA